This is a messenger RNA of Tribolium madens (black flour beetle), 8472 nucleotides long. It is a transcript of the gene Megf8, whose product is annotated as multiple epidermal growth factor-like domains protein 8. The transcript has 17 exons. Lineage: Eukaryota; Metazoa; Arthropoda; Insecta; Coleoptera; Tenebrionidae. The record is from RefSeq and is a predicted model, not a curated record. Gene Ontology annotation, molecular function: protein binding; calcium ion binding. Bases 186 to 8378 code for a protein of 2730 amino acids.
AGCGUAAUGUCACUCGCGUUUGACAUUAUUUACAUUAUGCUCGAAUUAAACGUUAAAAUUUAAACAAAACCCCUUUAGAAAAAUGAUCAUGUAGUGUAAACGCGUUCGUAUCCUUCGAAGCAAUAAUGGCUCUGUCAAUGCUCAACUCCUCAAUUCCGCAAUAAAAUUUUGCUCAUAGCGACAAUAUGCGCCCCCAGAUAAUCAAUUUCUCUCUGCGAGGGAUCGUGGUGUGUUUGUUUGUUUUGGUCGGAAAUGCAGCCGUUGAUCUGGUGCCGUGCGACAAGACCCGUCGCGUCUUCACUAACUCAUGGGGCGUCAUCACCGACGGCCCCGUGGGCUCCAACUACACCCAGGACAGCCACUGUGAGUGGCUCAUCAAGGCCAACGACAGCCACAAGUUCAUCACUCUCAGUUUCCGCAGCAUGGGCACCGAGUGCUCCUACGACUACGUCUUUGUCUACGACGGUGACUCUUUUCGGUCGCCACUCCUUGGCAGUUUCAGCGGCAAGACGGAGCCCCAGAAAGUCAUCGCCUCGUCGGGCUAYAUGUUGGUGCUCCUCUACAGCGACACAAAUUACGUCCUCGAUGGCUUCCGCGCUGAAUUCUCUAUCACAGAUUGUCCAAAUAAUUGUUCCAACCACGGAUUGUGUUAUGAACACAGUUGCGUGUGCGAGAGUGACUGGGGCGGCUACGAUUGCUCAAAAAAGCUGUGUCCGGACCACUGCGGGGCCAAGGAGCGGCCCCAGAGAGGCCACUGCGAGGAAGGGCUCUGUGUUUGCAAACCGGGGUAUUCAGGCCAGGCUUGCAGUCUCUACGAAAGAGACAACACGGGGAAUAAGUGGCAUUGGUUGUCGCACUCUGAGGGAGGACUACAACCACGAGCAGCUCAUACUGCCGUUUAUAUUGAAUCGACUGACUCUCUAUACGUUUUCGGCGGAUAUAAUCUCAAUCAAAUACUUAGCGCUUUAGAGAUAUACAGCUUUAAAAACAGUACAUGGCGAGAUGAAAAUGGCCAAAUAUUGCCAGAUAAAGGGUUACUUAACGCCAUUAAUCCCAGUUCUGUGGCUAAAUUAAUCCAACAUGCGGGGCCCGAUUGGGAACAGAAGUGGGGAUUGAACUCCCCCAAGUCAUUUUUCCGAAAUUCUCUCUAUGCCGUUGUUAAUGACAAUGCCACGAUUUUUACAAGACGGAGACAGCGACAUUCCCGAAUUCCUGAAGGCCAUAAACCUAAAGCCCGAUACGGACAUGCCGCUUGUGCCCAAAAAGAUGGGUUCGUGAUUUUUGGCGGGAAAUUAGAAAAUGGUAGUUUAUCUAACGAUUUGUGGUACUACGACGUACAUUCGAGAAAGUGGCAUCAGAGAGCCCUAAUGUCACUAAUACAACCACCCCCUUUGACCCGUCACACUCUCACAACAGCGGGAGAUAUGAUAUACUUAUUUGGGGGAAGUACCGAGGACGGGGAAUUUUCCUCCCGACUUUUCAGCAUUACAUUACAACCAGAUGGGAGUGAAAAUUGGCAGGAAGUUCGCCCUCGAGGGGGUAAAGAAUUAGACGUUCGAGUGGUGGCCCACAGUACCGUCUAUCAUGCCCCAACAAACUCGCUCUUAGUCUAUGGAGGCAUCGUGGCUGGAGUUGCCCGCUUUUCAAAAUUAUCGGACCGAAUGUUUGCCUUUCAACUCGAUAGUCGACACUGGACUGAAAUCCAUUACACUAGAGAGCAUUUACGUGAGAAAUUCGUCCCGAGGGAACGCGCCUUCCACACUGCGAACAUUUUCGGGAACUAUCUUAUAGUCUUUGGAGGCUACUCUCACCGACACAACAAAGAAGAAAUUUGCUAUGACAAUCAAAUGUAUUUAUACCACUUGGGUUGCCACACGUGGGUUAACCCUGAAAUUUUGGGCAAAACAAACGACUCGCGCUACCCCAAACACCAGGGUGUUUUCGCACAUGCCGCCAGUGUCCGCAAUGGUAACACUCUUCUCCUCGUUGGAGGCUACCACGGGAACGUUAACGGCGAUCUUUUGGCUUAUACGGUCCCCCCGAUGAUUGCCUCCCGGAAAGGAGAAGCGUACGACCCGGAGUCGGCUUGUAUCCGCCACCGGAACUACGGAGAGUGUUCCGCAGAUCCGGAAUGCGGCUGGUGUUCCGCCGAUGAACUGUGUUACGGAAGGACAAUAGGGGCGAAUUGCACCACGAAUUUGCAAACGACGCGGUGUCCGGGGGUUUGCCCCGCAUUGGGGGAUUGUCACUCGUGUCUGAUUCAUGGACACGUGCAUCCCGGGGUGCUGCCCUUGGUCUCGGCGUCGCACAAGUUAGGGUUGGGGGAGUGUACCUGGUGUGUACAAAAUGCAAGGUGUCAUCAUAAGGAUGAUAAUUACGGGGUGUGUGGACUGAGGGAGGAUAGUCCGAGUCAGAUUCCCGGCUGGUGGGGCCCCAAAGGGACGGAAGUAGUGGAGCCCGAACAGUGCAGGGAGUUAGACAGGAGGCCGGGGUUGACUUUCGUGAAGUAUCAUCAUCCGGUGAAUUUUUCGCAGCCGGAUCAUGUCGCCAUUAUUAAUGCAACGACGGUGGAUUUCAACAGCCCCACGAGCCCCAUGUUGAGAGGUGACGCCACGGCCGGGGGCGAAAUGGUUGCCCGACUUGUGGGAUCUCUUUGCUUGCCGACUGAUUGGCAAGAAACGCUCAACGUUUGCAUAAGCUACUGCAGUGCCACACUGAAAAUUUCCGAUAAUUUGGUUGUGAACGUUUCAGCAGAAAAUAAUAACGAUUGCAAGAUGCCAAAGUGGCCGUUUAAUGACACUUCCGGCAAGGUUGCCGUCGAUUUCGAGAGUCAUAAAAUGGUUACUUUGGGGUCGUAUAACAAUCUUCACCAGCAGAGCAAAAUGGAAUUGCAACAUAAAAAAGAUAGCGACGAGCAGGCAAAGGUCUUCACCUUCGAGUACCUAGAACCUUACGCAAAUGGUACUUGCUCUCAAUACAAAAACUGCCUCUACUGCCUUACCGACUCGCAGUGCGGGUGGUGCGAGGCCAACAACGAGUGCGUCUCACGCCAUGAAGACGAAAGCCUCACUUGCACCACCGUGGACGACGACUGGCGCUAUCUCACCCUCCAACCCAGUGCGUGUUCCAAUUGCUCCAACUAUAUCUCCUGCGAGAGUUGCGUAGGGUCAGGGCUCUGUCAGUGGUCAAUCGAAGACGCCAAAUGCUCGAGAGUAGUCCAAAAGGCGGAAGCCGCCGUUGCCAUCGAGCAAUGCCCCACUCCUUGUUACAAACGUCCGGAUUGCGCUUCCUGUCUCGACCAAAAAGGCAGAUGUGUCUGGUGUGAGGCAACCCAGCAGUGUUUCAGUUUUUCGGUUUAUACCAGCGAGUAUCAGUUUGGGUUAUGCCGCGAGUGGUUAGAUCAAGCCUUUCCUUUGGUCACGGCACAGGAUAAUAGCAUUUUGCCAGCACCGCGAGCCGAAGAACAAUGCAAAUCGUGUUCUUUGCACACGAACUGUUCGCGUUGUUUGAGUUCAUUGAGUUGCGGGUGGUGUUAUAACGGCUCGAAUCCCAUGACAGGAAUGUGUGUUCAAGGGGACUUUAAUAAUCCGCAUGUCAAUUGUUCGGAGGCUUUGGGUAUAACAGAUGCGAAAUGGGCUUAUGCCCAAUGUCCCGAUGUGGAUGAGUGUGGGUUGGGACUCCACGAUUGYCAUCCACAGGCUAUUUGUACCAAUACGGAUGGAUCAUUUAGUUGCCAUUGUCGGAAAGGGUAUAUAGGAGAUGGAAGGACUUCAUGUAUACGUACUUGUUACAAUGUUUGUGUUCAUGGGAGGUGUCAGGGAGAACCUGAUUAUGCUUGUAAAUGUGACUUAGGGUGGUUUGGAGACGAUUGUUCGAAAAAUUGUGGUUGCAAUAAUCACUCGGCUUGUCCUGAAGGAGAGGGGAUUUGUGAGGAGUGUAUGGAUUGGUCCAUGGGGGAAUUUUGCGAGGAAUGCAAACCGGGGAGUUACGGAAAUGCUACAACCGAGCAAGGUUGUCAUCAAUGUGAAUGUAACGGCCAUGGAAUUAAGGAAUUGGGCGAAUGUGAUAAUGUAACUGGUACUUGUUACUGCCAGGAUAACACAGAAGGAGAACAUUGCGAAUGGUGUAAAGCGAAUUAUUACGGGGAUCCUAGAAAUGGAAAGCAAUGUUACUAUCAGUGUGAAGCUAGAGGAGUUUUGGAUGAGUCUCGAGGUCAAGGGAUCAGCUCGAUGCAGGCUUACAGUGCCCCAUGGGGUGGUUCCCCGACCAGAGAAUGUCUCUGGAUAAUCAAACCUGAUGUAGACUAUGGAAUUCCAAUUAUUCAAUUACAGAUUAAUUCUAGUCAAUUAAAUGUAACCUGUGGCGAAAACGCCGUAUACGUAUAUGACGGUCUCCCUGAGCUCGUCGAUAUGGGCAGCCAAAGCGCGCUCUCUUCCGUUUUCUGCACCGAAGAAGCCCUCCCUGUCUCGACCGUCGAAUCCCGCACUGGCCAACUAACUGUACAUUACAAACAAGGCUUACCUGGUGAAGGAUUCAGUGCAAUGUACAAAGUGUUGAACUGUGAGGACAACUGUGAGCCUCCACGCGAGUGUAUCCGCGGUCAGUGUGUGUGCCAAGAAGGUCUCGUGGGUUACAACUGCGAAGAAGUGAUUUGUCCCAGGAAUUGCAGUUAUGCAAGACAGCAAGGAACAUGUGAUAAAGCCUACGGAAGGUGCAUAUGUGCAUCGGGUUGGGUCGGACCAUCGUGUGAUAUAAGGGCAAAUGGGACUCAAAUCCUCUUCACUGAACUCUUCAACACAAUUCGCUUAGCCGACAAUUUGGAACACCUCCGCAAAACCCUUCCUCGUUUUGGACACUCGUUAGUAUCAGAUCGGAGGGGUUCUCUGUGGAUGUUUGGGGGCUACUCCCUCUCUCACGGCCCCCUGAACGAUAUCCGUUUGUUCGAUACUCGGAACAGUACAUGGAUGCAAGUUACAGUCGAUUCGACGACACCUGACGCUAAAAUGCCACAAGGUCGUUAUUUUCACGGCGCGGAUAUAAUCUAUUCGAAACAAGCGAUUUACGUUUAUGGCGGUUUAACCAAACCGGUGAAGUCAUCAAAUAACCGAACUUUGGACGACUUCUGGCAGUUUGAUAUCCAGAAUCAGCGAUGGGGCGAAAUUGAGAAAAAUAAUGACUGGCCACCGCCACUCUCGAGUCAUACUUUGACAUCGUAUAGGAACUCCACAUCGGAGAGUUUGAUUCUGAUUGGUGGAAUUUCACCUCAGAGUGACUUCCAUAGCGUCGUAUGGGAGUUCAGACUGGAUAAAGAACAGUGGCAAGCGUGGAAGACGAGGGGACAAGGACCGGCCGGAAUUUUCGGUCACAGUACAGUGUUUCACGCUCAAACUAAUAGUCUUUACCUUUUUGGGGGAUACAUUUACGAGUCACAAGCAUCAAGACUGUCGAAUAGGUUGUAUAUGCUCAACUAUGAUACGAAAACUUGGACCGAGUUAAACGAACUUGGCGCUUCUUUAUAUCUGCCACGCCCCAGGUUCUUCCAUUCGGCUGUCACGACCGAUAAUUUCAUGUUUGUGAUGGGAGGACGGAUAUUUCCGUGGAAUAUAAGCGACACGCUUUACGCUUAUUCGUAUAACUGCAAUCGGUGGAUUAAUUUGAUGUCAGAAGCAUUGGAAAAAGUCGGGCCUUUACCGAUACAGACAUACGCGCAAGCUAUGACGAUUGAACCCGAUGGAGACGCUGCCUAUAUAGUAGGAGGCUGGGGAAGUGAUUCUCAAUGUUCUGUUCUUCGAUUAGAACUCCCGGAAGAUCUUUGUUCGUUAUGGCCGACUCGUGACAGUUGUUUCCGGAUGGCCGGUUGUGGAUAUUGCGCUUAUAAAGUCGGCGAUGAAGUUAUGUCGGAAGUGUGUCACAGUAAUGCAAAGGAAUGCCCCUUGCAGGACUCCCCAGCCAAUGCUUCAAAAAUAUCUAAUCCUGGAACGGUUUGUAACGAACCGGUUGUAUCCCGGAAUUGUUCCUCCGUGACCGAUUGUUCUUCUUGUGUCAAAAUCGGUUGCCGUUUCUGCGAAAAUACUUGCACGUCAAACUCGACAUGUCCGGUGGCGACACUGACAGAAUGUUUCCCUAACAAUUGUUCGACGAAAGAUUACGAAAAUUGCCGACAAACGCCGGGAUGUGAUUGGAAUUGUUCUAAAGGAGAGUGUGUUCCAUUGUUGAAAGGUCAAGAACCGAAUCCGAAACCUUGCCCACAGUCAUGUAUGCACUACAAUACGUGUGCAUCUUGUUUAGAAACCGUCCAUUGCCGGUGGUCUACCCAACUAGACGAAUGUAUUUCGGCGCUUUAUCAACCGGCAUAUUGCGCUGGUGGUGUUUGUGGUUUAGUUUUACAGGCCGAUGAUAAGCAGUACUGCCCUGCACCUUGUAGCUCGUUUAGUCAGUGUUCGCACUGUUUGAGACAUGCGCAUUGCGGAUGGUGUGCAGGUCCGGGUAAUGGGGAUGGGGUUUGCACCGAAGGAUCGAACGAAAGACCCAUGCAUGGAACAUGCAAGGAUAUAUUUAUGAAAGAAAAGCCGAAUGAGGAUUUGCAAAAUGUGACCUACAGUUGGAAUUACGUGAGAUGUCCCGAAGAAGACGAGUGCACCAACGGCCACCACAAUUGCGAGGCUGAGUCUCAACGUUGCGUAGAUAAGCCCCAAGGGUUUGAAUGUGAAUGUGGUCCCGGUUACAAGGCUGCAAGUUCAACGAAACUAUCGACGGGGUCGACGGUUUGCGAGCCGGUGUGUCCCUUGGGCUGCGUUCGUGGUCAGUGUGUCCAACCUAACAAAUGUCAAUGCGAUUUUGGCUAUAUUGGCGCUAACUGCAGCAUCCAGUGUCAGUGCAAUGGCCACGCUAACUGUGAAGGUCCCGACAAAUUGGAUAAGUGCUUAACUUGCUAUAAUAACACAAUGGGGGCGCAAUGUGAGAAAUGCAAACCGUUGUUUGUGGGAGACCCCUCAGAUGGGGGACAGUGUGUCCCAUGUUUGGAAUAUUGUCACGGCCACACUCCCAUUUGUGUGGAUAAUAGUACAGAUGUCGAUUUUAUCGACUUCAUCGAUUAUGAAUCGGAACGGUUCUUGAAGAAUAUUAAAGAGGGGCCAAAAGCACAUGCGCGAUGUCUUAAGUGUGCCAAUCAAACGGCAGGCCCGCGGUGUGAAGAUUGUAUAGUCGGUAAUUUCAGAGGGACCGAGGAUCAUCGGGAUCCUUGUAGACCGUGUGAUUGCCACGGUCAUGGAGACACUUGUGAUCCCGUCACUGGUGAUAAAUGUAAUUGUAAAAAUAAUACGGAAAGUGAUACAUGUGGUGGGUCCGGAAAAAAUUCAGCUCAUCCGUGUUGGAUGGUCCAAUGUUCCAAAUGCAAAGAAGGAUAUUUGGGGACCCCCACUUCGGGACACCAGUGCUACAAACAAAUGGCGGUCGAGUCAAAGAUGUGUUUCGAUGCUAAGCCUAUCGAUGAGUGUAAGAUAAAACCGAAGCCCUUGCAUCCGGGAGAGAUGGUGUUUUUCGUAAUACAGCCCCGUUUCAUGAACGUSGAUAUCCGAAUAAUAAUUGACGUAACUCAAGGCAACUUGAAUGUAUAUAUGAGCACCCAUGACGACACAUACGUAGCCUAUCCCAACGCCACAACCGGUCUCAACACCAUAGACCUCGACGCUCAGUAUARUCAUUGGGAAAACGGUUCUCAAAAAAUUCGAGACGCUUUUCUCGAACACGAAGCGGUGGGAUUGCACACAUACAUCACAAUCACUCAGCCAAACACAAUCCUUGCCGUUAAAAAUCUCAGAGACAGAUUAGUGAUAACUCUUCCUGAAGAAUACCAUAGUUUGGAAUCGACGCGAUUCUUUCUAGUGUUACAAGCACUCGAUCCGGGCGAUUCCGAGAAAAAGGUCGCAUACGGGAUAGUGUUCUCGCGCCAAGAUCAGUUGCAUAUUGAUCUGUUUGUGUUCUUCUCUGUGUUCUUUUCGUGUUUCUUUUUGUUCCUGGCGGCUUGCGUCGUGGCGUGGAAGGCGAAACAAGCGGCGGAUGUCAGGAGGGCUCGACGGAGACACGUCGUUGAGAUGCUGCAUAUGGCGAAGAGGCCCUUUGCGAGUGUUACCUUAAACCUAAGUACCAGAGCUAAACCUAAGAAGUCUGCUCAUUGUGAUUUGAGGCCGGUUGCAGUCGAACCUACAGAUGAUGGGUUGGCGGCCGUUGCAACGGUCUUUGUGAGUUUGCCAGGAGGUCAAAGCCCCUGUGUGAAACUCGCUUUAGCGUCAUCUUUAAUCCUCCUAGUCCGACAGUUUCCCACAGGAGGAAGGACUUUCCUAAGGAGGCGGUCUGCACACGCAGCGCCACCUACUUAAGUAUUGACUCUCUUGCUUGAAUAUAUGUACCUAUAUGUUUUAUAUGUUACAUAGAUGGAUGUUUAUUUAUAAAAAUAAAUAUUUUAUAAAUGUU